Molecule: messenger RNA, 14158 nt
Organism: Eriocheir sinensis (Chinese mitten crab)
Lineage: Eukaryota; Metazoa; Arthropoda; Malacostraca; Decapoda; Varunidae
Product: AP2-associated protein kinase 1-like
Exons: 17
Coding region: 406-5316 (1636 amino acids)
Biological process (GO): positive regulation of Notch signaling pathway; protein phosphorylation; regulation of clathrin-dependent endocytosis
Cellular component (GO): cytoplasm
Molecular function (GO): ATP binding; AP-2 adaptor complex binding; protein serine/threonine kinase activity
Source: RefSeq, a predicted model, not a curated record
GGAAAUAGGCAGGGUCCAGGGUCUAUUGCCAUGUCCACAAUGUUAAGGGACUGGAAAUAGGCAGGGUCCAGGGUCCAUUGACAGGUCCACAAGGGUCUGGAAAUAGGCGAGUGUGCCAUCCAAAGAGUCCCGUUUCCUUGAGUCCGUGGAAGGGGAGGGUCCGAGGGGGUCCGGAGGCAGCCAUCUUGCACCAGCUGAGCACCGCGGUCCGUGCCUCCUCCUCCUCGCCGUGCCUCCACCAUGGCUCGGUAGUGGCCCUCGUGGCACUCCCCGGGGCAUGAAAGUGCUACACGCGGCACCCAAGUGGACGGCAAAGUGACGUGAAGGAAGGACCUGCCAAGCUCUCGCCGUGGCCAUGGGACCUGUCAACCUGUGCUAGUGGCCGAGUGUCCCUCCCCGGCCACCAUGAAGAAGCUGUUCCGCCAGAGGAUCAUCGAGCAGGGCGCCAAGGAGCAGGGCCACGGCAGCUUCCUGGGCAAGGUGUUCGUGGUGGGCAGGCACACCGUCACGGUCGAGGAGGUCAUCGCCGAGGGUGGGUUUGCGCUGGUGUUCCUGGUAAAGGGGAGUGGCGGGGCGCGCUAUGCCCUCAAGCGGCUGUACGUCAACAAUGAGCAAGACCUGGAGGUGGCGCGCAACGAGAUUAACAUUGCCAAAAUGCUCAAUGGUCCGAGGACUCUGGUCGGGUACGUGGACUCCGGGGUAACCCACAUAGGCGGGGGAGUGCAUGAGGUGCUCCUGCUGAUGGCCUACUGCAAGAAACACCUCCUGCACUUCAUGAAUGACAGAUUUAGUUCGGGCCUGACGGAAGGGGAGGUACUCAAGGUAUUCUGUGAUGUCUGUGAUGCUGUGUCCCGCCUGCACCACGUCAACCCUCCCAUCAUCCACCGAGACCUCAAGGUCGAAAACAUCCUGAUCAGCAGCGACGGCAGCUACGUGUUGUGUGACUUUGGCUCGGCCACGGCGCGGGUGCUGUGCGGCGCCACGGACGGGGUGUCAAGAGUGGAGGAAGAGGUGCAGCGCUACACCACUCUGGCCUACCGAGCCCCGGAGAUGGUGGACCUCUACCUGGGCCGACCCAUCACCACCAAGUCGGAUGUUUGGGCGCUGGGCUGUCUGCUGUACAAGCUGUGUUUCUUCACACUGCCCUUCGCUGAGAGUCCGCUGGCCAUCUCCUCGGGGAACUUCACCAUCCCAGACAACGCACGCUUCUCCAAACACCUCCUGGCGCUAAUAAGGUACAUGCUUGACCCCGACCCCGACACACGGCCCGACAUCUACCAAGUGUCCAAUCUGACCUUCAAGCUGGCCGGCAGGGACUGUCCGGUCAGGAACGUCAAUAACGUGACAGUGCCGUCGCUGGACCAACUCUCCCAGCUGGUCAGCGAGCGUGAGCAGCAGUCUUCCGUCAAGCUGAACCGCAUCGCUGCUGGCCCCGUCAUAGAAGGCACCUCCGUGGCACCCCGCCAGCGCCCCAAAGCAUCGCAGCACCCGGCAGCACUCUCGGCUGGGGGUGGCCCUCUGCCGCUGGGCCUGCCUCUGCAUGGCUCUCAGGCCCUGAAGAGGAACAUUGCUGCUGCCAACGAGGGUGGCAGCACGCAGCCACUGCCACAGUCUCAGCAGCAGCAACAGCAGCCACAGCAGCAGCCACAGCAGCAGCCACAGCAGCAGCAGCAGCAGCAGCAGCAGCAGGCACAGCAGAGUCAGCCAAGCAGUCAGCAGCCAGCGCCUGUUGAGCUCAGCCCCACCACGGCCUUCCCUCCAGCGGCACUGUUUGGUUCCGAGGGUUUUCCUCAGCAGUCAUUCCCUCCUAGUCAGUUUGGGUCUGCGGCGGGCAGCGGCGGCGGUGGCGGCGGCAGCGGCGGGCCGGCAGGAGGCGUGGGCGGCACCCACCCGCCCGGCCUGGGUGCGCAGCCUCCCUCAGGAUCACUAGAAGCCUUUUUCCCGCCCUCAGGCUACCCCGACCCCUUCCGAGAACGCGAGUCUGAGGGUCCCACGCACUCCGGCAGCACCGAGGGCCUCUUCCCCCCUCCCCCCGCCACCACCACCACCGCCGGGAGUGGACCCCAGAGUCUGUCGCUGAGUCAGGGGUCCAUAGGGGCAGCAGCGGCAGCGGGGGGUGUCGGGGCGGGACUGCCGGCACCCACGACGGGGCCAGUUCCGGGGCUGGUGAAGUACGAGAGUGACACGACGGGCCUGAGCCACCACCACCACCAGCAGCACCACCUCCAGGCCCCCACCUCCCCCACGCACCCCCAGCACCCCAGGGCACAUCGGAGGAAUGUCUCGGACUCCUCGGCGUUCAACAAGACGUUUGCCAGCGAGACGACCCAGUUCCUUGCCCCCUUUGAGGCCUCAGUGCGACAGGCGGAGAAGGAGGGGACAGCCGGCGCACCCCAGCCUGACCACAGCUCUCAGGAGGGCCUAGUCAGCUCCGACAUGAGUCUCUCCUCGGACGUGCGUGCCUGGAACCCCUUCAACGACAUGACGCCCUUCAGCCAGAUGUCCGAGGACCACAUCUUUGGGGCGGAGUUUGACAAGAUUAGAAGAGGGUCGCAGAGCAGUAUAUCUAACGUCAAAAGCCGGGAGAGUUUAGUGAUGUCAACGGAGGACGACCCAUUCGGCGCUGCCCCCUUCGCUGCCCCUGGCACUCGGCGAACCAAACCUCCUUCCAAAGCCGGCAGUGACCAGCGAGCAGACAGCACUGAGGACAUGCCCGGCCUCACCCCAGACCCAGAGGCCGCAGCAGGAGCGGGUGGGCGGGCGCCGGGCGGCCGGGCGGAGCAGCCGUUGCAGCGCCCUUCGAGUGUGUCGUCACAAGACUCGCAUGACUCCCAGGAGGGCCGGGCGGGGGGCCAGGGCACGGCACCCGCCUCCACCCUCUUCACCCGCCCCCCCCUAGAGGACAGAUCAAAAUAUGAGAAGCUGCAAAACGCCCAUGACGAGGAGAGUGAGGAAGAUGCAGCGGGGGAGGGCUGCCUCCUCGCCAAGGAGUGUCUGCCAGUCCCGGCCCUGGCCCCGGAGGCGGCUGGGCCCCGCCACCGCCGGCACCGUGUGGUGCGGGGCAAACGCAGCCGCCGGCCAGGGGCAGAACGUGAGGGCGGGGCCGGGGCUGGGAAGGGCAAGGACAGCAAGCCGGACGGUGUGUUCAUCUGCAGUGUGUCUGAUGACGACUCCAUCGGCUCAGCCAGCGACCUCAAGGCGCGCAUCAACGAUGAAUAUGACUUUGAAUGUGCCGACCGCGGUGACGCCUCGGAGACCAUCAGCUCGUCUGUGUACCACGCCGAGUGCGAGAGUGUGACCACCCAUGAGGAGGAUCUGCGGGCAGGGGAGGGCGGCGACCCCUCCCACCUCCUGCGCCGUGGCCCUAAGCCGUCCCGCGCUGCCAUCAGGGCGCGGGCGCGGGCACUACAGGAGCAGGAGAGCCGGCGCUGCACACAGGACCGCCUGCUGGGCCACGAGUACGGGGAGAAGCCGCUGCUGCAGGACGACGAGCUGGACUCUGGCGACGAGGAGGCCAAGAUGUCCGACGGGGCCGAGGUGGCCAGCAGCGAGCAGGCCCCGGACCAGGCCCCCAAGGCCACCAUGUUCCCUGUACCCCGGCCCUUCAGGAAGACCUCACUGGAUGACUCUGCCCGCCAGAGGGACCAGCAGCAGCAGCAGACUGAUGAGGAUGUGUUUGCGUUGGCGCCAUUCAAGUCGUCGCUCAAGAGGUUGAACAAGAAGGUGUUCCAGAGUCGCAGUCAACCCUCCAGCAACACUGUGUCGCCUCUUGAGUCCUCCACGCAGCUCAUCGUCACCCCGCCCGCCACCACCUGCUCCCCUGCCCCACCGCCCCCUCUGGCCAGCCCUGAGGUGGUGGAGCAGCCUCCGGCCCCCGCACCGGAGCAUGUCAGGCUCCCCGUGCAGGCGGACAUCAUCUACGAGGAGUCCCCCAGCGAGGAGUACCCCAUAUACGAGAAUGUGCUCCUCAACCCUAACGGCGGGGGCAGCGGCGGGGGGGGCGGGGCGGAGAACGGAGCCACAACCCCGCGCUUCCACUACUAUGAGAACAUCCCCGUGCCAUUCACUUCCCUGGGGGUGGCCGAGGCAUCCAUGGGGGUCAAUUCUGCACUCCCCAAAAACCCGUUCGUCAACCCGUUCAUCGGCGAGAGCCCCGUGUCGCUCCCUGCUGCCCAAGACCCUUCCUUGCAUGUCCUCCCUGGCAGACAACCCACGGACCAGCCCCCAGCCAAUGCCCCUGCCACCAAGCUCCCCCAGGGUAGCCAGAGCACUGAUUCCCUGUCUCCCUGCUCCACCCUGGGCCCUAUCAGCUCCCCCAGCAUCCCUGGCAUCCCCAGCACUGACCUCUUCGGCUCCAUGCCCUUCAGUAACGUUGCAAUGCCAGCGCCACCGCCUCCGACCGAUGCCAAAGACUUCACCCUCGGCCCGACAGCCCUCAACGGCGUGUCUGUGUCCCAGUUCAGCCCCAGUAACCAGCCCCAGUAUUUCCCUCCCCCAACGGACGCCCAGCCACACCUCCCACUCGUGACCUCCACCCCUCGGGCCCACAAGACGCAGCCCCAAGCGCCAGUUCCAGCGCCAAGCAAGGAGUCGAGUUUAGUGGAGGAUGACGAUGAUGCGGAUCUAUUCGGAGCAGUGCCGUUCAAGCCCAUAGUGCAGCGUGGGGGCCAGAGUGCCGGUGCAAGGAGCCAGACACUACCGGCCAACAUGAGCUCAGUGUUCCAGGCUCAGAUGGCCCAGAUGGCACGCGACGAUGGGCACACGGAUAAGAUCUUCGACUUCAAGGCCACCAAGUUGAAAAAGACGACGCCCCCGAGUUUUCGUAAGCCGAGGACGGCACACCAGAAGCUCUCCGACUCCGACACCUCGACUGACGAUGAAGUGGUGACGGCGAACCGGCGACCAAAGCACCGGGACCGCAGCAAAGACCGACUCAAGUACAAAAACAUCAGUGAGGAGUUUGAGGAGGAGAACGUGAUGGUGCUUCCGCUCAGGCAGUUCAGCCACUCCAAGAAAGAGAAAAUCAGCAAGAAGAGCAAAAAGCACGAGAAGGCGGAGAAGAAGGUGGAGAAGCCGGAGAAGAAACCUGAGAAGAACAUAAGCUUUGAGUCGGCCGGGAUCUCCAACAUGAGUUUUGAGGACUUCACGCUGGAGGAUAGCCGGAGGGAGCGAGAGAGGAGUCGACAGGAGGCGGAGAGGGGCGGCGACUCGCUGCAGAGCCCAGAGGAGGACGACUCUGACCUCCGCACCACCGGGGGGACGCGGUUUGGCUCCCUUAAGCGGGGCAUCAACCCUUUCUCCAAACUUGGCCGCUAGAUGAGUCCUGUUGAGGUUUCUUUGCCAUGCCGUCGACGCCAUUCCAAUCGUAGUGAAAGUUUGUUAGUUGGAGGAGCGCCAGAAUUCUGACUUUGUUUUUGUGUUUUUCAUGAUUAUUAUUUUUCAUUAUUUGUUUUUGUAUCGUAAUAAUUUCUCAAGCUCGAGAAUUCAGUUCUUUUAGCUUAUAAUUUCCUGCCGUCAAAAAUUUGCAUUGUAUUGUAAAAGUCUCAGUCUGAACGGCACCAGAAUUAUGUCUUGUUUUUGUAUUUUUUGUUACUUGUUUUUAUUUAUUUUUGUAUCGUGUAAUAAUUUCUGAAGCUCCACAAUUCAGAUUUUUUUUAGCAUGCCACUUUGUGCUGUCAAAAAGUUGCAUUGCAUUGUAUAAGUCUUAAUCUGAGCAGCAUAAGAAUUCUGACUUUAUUUUUUCGUGUCAGUUCCGAAUUUGUCAGACUCCAGAAUUAAUUUUUUUAAGCUUACAGUUUCAUGCUGUUAAAGACGUGCAUUGCAUUAUAAAAGUCUCAGUGUAAAUGGCACCAGAAUUCUGACUUAAUUUUUUUUGUGUGUCAAUUCAGAAUUUCUCAGACUCCAGAAUUCAUUUUUUUUAAGCUUACAACUUCCUGCUGUCAAAAAUGUGCAUUGUUUUGUUAAAGUCUCGAUUUGAACAGCACCAGAAUUCUGACUUUAUUUUUUUGUGUCUAUUCAGAAUUUCUCAGACUCCAGAAUUAGUUUUUUUAAGCUUACAACUUCCUGCUGUCAAAAAUUUGCAUUGUUUUGUAAAAGUCUUGAUUGAAACAUCAUCAGAAUUCUGACUUUUUUUUCGUGUGUGUCAAUUCAGGAUUUCUCAGACCCCAGAAUGCAGAGAUUUUUUCAUCUUAUAACUUCUCAACACUAGGAAUUUGUAUGAAAGUAAAUAUUGUUGGCCUGACUAUAUAGCAAUACCCAGUCAUCUUUGUUGAUUUCUUGGACUCCAGAAUUCUGUUACAUCUUUCUUCAGUCUAUAAUUCCUGCGUUUGAAUUCAUGUUUAGACUCUAUGGUCGGCACUGUUACACGCUCCCGCCUCCACAUCACCUAUUUCCGAAGGCCAAAAGAGAGAUCAGUCGGGUUCUAAUGAGUGUUUUUGUAGGUUGAUGGCACCGAGGAAGGGUCCAACUACCACCAGAGUCAUUAAACUACCCCUGGAAAUCCCCAACACUCCAAUGAAAGCCUAGUUAAACAUGGGCGGUGAACUUUGUAAUAAUACGACCCUUGGUGAUUCCUGGAUGAGUGGAACCAAUCGGACUCGAGGAGUUUUAAUGAGGUGCUGUUCGUUUCAUAGAAAGGACUCGAGAAAAGCCUCUAAGUAGUGAAUAUUGGUUUGAUAAGUAGAGGCUCUGCUGUACUGAGGAACGUUAAGCUAAGGGUUAUAAACUGAACUAUUGUUGCUAAAGGUGUAUCAACAGUCUUCAUCGGUGGUUCAUUUUGUCCCCGGGCUCAAUUACCAGAGUUGCUUUCUCCUCAUUUUUCUUUACUUUUUUUCAUUCUUUCUCUCUGUCUGUCUGUUUCUCACCUCCUCCUUUUUCCCUCCCUUUCCUCCUCCUUUUCUUUUAUUUCCCCCUCUUUUCCUCCUCCUCCUCCUCCAUUUUUUCCUCUCUCUCCUCUUUUCCUCCCCCCUUUCUUUUUCAUCUUUCUUCUUCAUCAAGACAAGUAAAUUUAGCCGAGGAAUAACCUGAACCACUGGCAAAGACAAAUCAAAAGUGCUCAUUAAUAGUUGAUUUUUUACCCAUUCUCAGCUACCAGUCACUUCAUUCCUGAUUACGGACGGCAACGGCUUGCGGGUGGCUGAUGAACCCUGACAUUGCGACACUCCCAUUAUUUGCACGUUGUUACGGGCGUAUGGAGACUCCGAGAGGUUAGGCGAGGCAAGACAAGCCUAGGGGUGAUCUGAUCGAGGCUCGGUUAGUAUCUGUUGUUGCGUCUAUAGGGAGCCACGAACGCUACAUACUUUUAAGGUCUUUUUUAUUUAUGUACGUGUGGCUGUGUGUGUGUGCGCGUGUGUGUGUGUGUGUGUCGGGAGUGCGCCACAGCGUGCAAGACUUGCAUAUUACUAUAAAAAAAUACGACUGCUAUUCUGUAUACCUUCCCCGACAUAAUGUUUUUAGGGCUACGAGUAUAUAUAUAUAUGUUAUGUAAGUUAAAGAAGAAGAAGGAGAAGAGAAGAAGCAUUGUUAUUUAUUGUUAAACGCCUAGGGUUAAGGAAUGUUUUGGAGACUGUGACGCAUGCUGGUGGUGCAGAAGAAGAAGAAGAGGAAAAAGGAGGAAGAGGAGGAGGAAAAGGAGAGAAAAAAGAAGAAAGAGAAGGAGGAAAAUUGAGGAGGAGAGAUGGAAAGCAAAAAGCAGGAGGAGAGAAAAAGAGGAGGAGGAGGAAAAGGAGAGGAAAAAAGAGAAUGAGGAGAAGAGGAAAAAGGAGGAGGCUGAGGAAAAUAAGGGAGGAGGAGGAGAAACAAGAAAAAAAGAGACAAAGAAAGAAAAAGAAAAAGAAAAAAAGGAAAAUGUGGCUGUUGUAGAUAGAAAAAAAUUCCAAUAAUCUGACCAACCUCUCCAUCCAUUUCAACAACAACAACAACAACAACAACAACAACAACAAUCGCAGCCUACGUAUAUGCCAGUCAAUAUUCACAUAAUUUAUUCCCUUCACGUAUUAGUCUUUUCCGCCGCCACACGAAAUAGCUUAGUUUUUUGGGUUAGUCCUUCACUGCAUGACAUAUAUAAGUGUGUUUUUACUGGUUUUCGCCUCAUCGUUGGUGCCGAGCAGAGGGAGGAAGCAGAAAAAGAGAAUAUUAGUGUCUGCUUUUUGUGACUCUGUGAAGGUCUUGCUGUAUAAAUUAAUCAAUGUCUUUCUUUUUCUUUUUUGCAUUUGAAAGACUUUUUUUUUCUGUAUACACAGGAAGCAGAAGGAAAUGAUAGAACUAGUUUGUGAAUGAGCUGUUAUUAUUAUUAUUAUUAUUAUUAUUAUUAUUAUUAUUAUUAUUAUUAUUAUUAUUAUUAUUAUUAUUAUUAUUAUUACUAUCAUUAUUGUUAUUAUUUGCUAGCUACGUCAAUCAAUCUGUUCUUUCUUGCUUUAUAUAGACAUUUUUUUAUGCAGGAAGCAAAGAAAACAAUAUCAGUGGUUUGUGAAUGGCUUAUUAUUAUUAUUAUCUAUUAUUUUUGUUGCUGUUUGAAUCAAUGGAUGUGUUCUUGCAGCUUCCGAGAUGAGUUUUCCGGCAUCGGGAAGCAAAGAUUGUCAAGUCACUAAUCGUAAGGCUAAGGUCCAUGUUCCUACACGUAUCGGGCUGCCAUUACGACUACUUCCCAAGGCCACAGAGAAGACUAACUGGGUGAUCAAGGGUGUUAUCCCUUUCAAGACGCAUAAGUCGUGUAGCACCAUCACCGGGAUCACAAAACAGUCCGUAAAGGCUUUUCAAACAGGUGAACUGAGGCGCCGAUACGUUUAAGAAUACUGGCUUAGGAAAAAGUGAUCGUGUGAAGGGAAGGAAUAGGGAAUGUCCGCCACUUGACACACGCACCAUUCCAAUGAGUAAGAUAUAAAGAUAACUUCACUAUUUAUGUUUAUAUGUUUAGCUGUGAAUUCACAUCUACACUAUGCACUGUUUAUGUCUAGCUUUACGAAUUCGCAUUGACGCUGUUAGCUACUCUGUACUCGUAUUUACGUUCGUCACUUCACCACUGCACCGUCUAGUAUUUAUGUUUGUCACCAGAUUGUUCUUAAACGUCAUAUUAGUAUUUAUUAACAGACGUGUGGCGAGUUUGGCUUUUUAAUUUGACUUGCGUGUCAGAGGGAGUUAGUUGGAAGUGUUGGAUUUUCUCAAGAGUUAAGUUGACACAUUACAAAACAGUCGUAACAAGUGGUAUGAAAAUGAGUUAACAGAUCAACAAAUCGUGUCUUGAAAAAGUUGCGGGACAGAGUUUGUUACUUAGUUAGAAGUGUUGGAUUUUCUCAAGAGUUAAGUUGACACAUUACAAAACUCAGUCAUAGAAAGUGAUAAAAAAACAAUUAAACCAACUAACCAGCUAAAUACCCCUUGAAAAAUGGGCCCCAGAAAGAGACAAAAUCAGCCACAUUAUAUAGUGUUGAAGGAGACUAAGACAACGUAUAAAAAAUCAGUCAGCCGUGUGAAUUCUUGCAACUGUCUUGUUUGUAGUGAACGAAAGGGUAAUGUAUGGGAAUGUUGGCGGACUAUCCUGAAACCAAUUACCCGUUUUUCCCUAUAUUUUGCAGCUUUAGGUUUUGCACACUUUCUUAAGAGUACCAAUUGAUAAAAAAGGCCAUAUUCUUCAUCAUUUCAUGGCCCGAGCACACACAUUUGGCAAGGCUUUCGUAGUGUUGGGAGUGAUUUCCAUGCGUAGUUUCAUGACCCUGGUAUAAGUUGGACGAGGCUUCUGUACUGUGAAUGCCAAAAGCGCUCAUGAUAACGCUAUUAAUCUUCUUUCUUUAUCAUUUCCUUGGGUGGUUUUGUGGCCCUUGUGGUAGUUUGAUGAAGCUUGUGAAUCAUGAAUGCCAAAACCACUCAUGACCACCGUUGCCAGAUCAUUGAACUCAGAGCCUCGUAUUUACCGGUUUUUGAGCCAUAGCUAUUGCCCCCAAAAACACCAAUAAUUAACCAUUUUAACGAUAACUGUAUAGGAAGGCAGUUUUGGGGAAAGAGGAGGCAGUUUUUGAGUUGGAAAUUGGCAAACAUAGGAGGCUGGGUACAACAAUCUGGCAACGUUGCAUCACGAGAACCUGACAAAUCUCCUUUUCGCCCUUGGAUAUUGUUGGUGUGAGAGGCGGAAGCAUCUGAGAGAAUCUGGAACCUUGGGCAAGAGUACCGUACAGUAGAAAUGCAUUAUGAUUAGUGUUCCUCUCCACCAAGCUACCCAUAGGCAGCUACAUGUCAUCACACUGGCAUUACUUCACUUUAGGAACAGCUGUGUGGUGAUGUUCUGGGAGCCCACGUUCGGCAUUCUGAGACGCUUCCUUCCUUACGUCAAAUAUUCCCAAAGGCCAAAAAGGAGAGUAACUGGGUUCUAAUGAGUGUUUCUUUAGGUUUAUGGUACAGAAGAAGGGUCUGACUACCACCAGGGUCAUGAGGCUACCCCUGGAAAUGCCCCCCAGCACUCCCAUGAAAGCUUUGUCAAAUAUGUGUGCUUGGGCGCCGAAAGGUUUGCUAAUGGUCCCAUGACUUGACCUGGCUGGCGACCUCAGACCCAAAUGUAGUGUCAUGUGACCUAAAUACAAUUGGGUGAUUUAGCAUAAGGACUGUUGGAAGCUGUUGGGGGAGGAAUUAUUAUGCCGCAGGAGGAUUACCAUUUUGAGAGAGGCGUUGGGAUUUGAACCGCAUGUACCAGUGGACAGACACGCCCCACCAAACUGACAUAUCGGCCGGUGCUGUUUGACGCCUUUGGCUCUCACAAUGACUACUUCCGAAAAGGAGUAUAAUGGGGUUCUAAUGAGUGUUUCUUUAGGUUCAAGGUGCAGAAUAAGGGCCAAACUACCACCAGGGUCCUGAAACUACUCAUGGAAAUGCCUGAAACUACUCAUGGAAAUGCCUCAAACUCCCAUGAAAACAUUGUCAAGUAUUUGGACUUGGGAGCCAUGAUGUUUAAGAAUACGACCCAUUGUUGUAGGACACAGCCUCACAAGGUGACACUGUUGGACACAGCCUGACCCAACCCUAAGCUGAUAUACCGUUGGACACGGCCUCACUAAGCUGGCAAAUUGAUGGACACGGCCUGACCCUAAACUGACCGAAGAAAACAUUCCAUUAUUUUUGUUCAGAAAGACAAAACACAUUCCCUUAGCUUGAUGUUCUUUAAGGGAAGGCCCAAGGGGGAAGGGGGGAAGGGUAGAGGAACAGUCUGUGGUGGUGGUGGUGGUGGUGGUGAAUGUAGCUCUCACUCACCCACACCACCACCCAACACACCUGCUGGGAAAGGUUAAAUCUUACUGGUGGAUGCUGGGAAAGGUUAAAUCUUACUGGUGGAUGCUGGGAAAGGUUAAAUCUUACUGGUGGAUGCUGGGGAAGGUUAAAUCUUACUGGUGGAUGCUGGGAAAGGUUAAAUCUUACUGGUGGAUGCUGGGGAAGGUUAAAUCUUACUGGUGGAUGCUGGGAAAGGUUAAAUCUUACUGGUGGAUGCUGGGAAAGGUUAAAUCUUACUGGUGGAUGCUGGGAAAGGUUAAAUCUUACUGGUGGAUGCUGGGGAAGGUUAAAUCUUACUGGUGGAUGCUGGGGAAGGUUAAAUCUUACUGGUGGAUGCUGGGAAAGGUUAAAUCUUACUGGUGGAUACUGGGAAAGGUUAAAUCUUACUGGUGGAUGCUGGAAAAGGUUAAAUCUUACUGGUGGAUGCUGGGGAAGGUUAAAUCUUACUGGUGGAUGCUGGGAAAGGUUAAAUCUUACUGGUGGAUGCUGGAAAAGGUUAAAUCUUACUGGUGGAUGCUGGAAAAGGUUAAAUCUUACUGGUGGAUGCUGGGAAAGGUUAAAUUUUACUGGUGGAUGCUGAGAAGGCUGAUUCUUAUAGGCCCGGCUUUUUCAUCAAGUUAACAUUUACGGAAUUUCGGUAAAUGUCAAAAUGUGUUCCUUAUUUAUGGAAUCUCAAGUGUUUGUUACGCAUCAUUAUUUAGCGGUGUUCCGCACCCUAGUUUGUUCCGUUGUUUGCUUGACACGAACUUAGUCUUAGAUGUCCUCACGCCCUCAUGAUCCGGGCCUGUGUGUGUGUGUGUGUGUGUGUGUGUGUGUGUGUGUGUGUGUUCGUACUCACACGCCCCUCCAGUUAGUAUUCGUAUCAAAGAGGAAGAAACGAUGUAUAUUUACUUGUUCAUUUAUUCUUUGCCGUAAAGGAAGAGGAGGAGAAACUGACCUCUCUCCUCACCUCUCGCUCUCUUUGCUCGUAGCAGCGUGUAGCGGGCUUUCUUAAUACUGUCUUCGUGUCUUGCCCCUUGAGCUGCCUCCCUCGCUGGAAAGAAGAAAAAAAGCAAGAAAGUCCGCUAGACCCUCCACCGGCAUCACCAACAAGCACGGGAGAACGAGGAGGAGGCAGUUACUUCACUUGUUCAUGUUGUUACGGUAAAGGAAGGAGCUCGGGGGCAAAGAACAGGAAACGUAAUACAAAGGAAGCCUGUAAGUGCUGCUCCUGUCAAAGAAAGUAAAAGAAAAUGGAACUGAGUGACGGGUGGAAGAGAACAUGUAUGCCAGAAAAGUGAAGCUGAUGUGUAAAUAGAAAAAAUAAAUAAUAGGGUGAUCGUCGAAGUAAAACCGAGUGACCGAACUUUAUUUGUAGAAGGUACUCCGUUUUCCUCUUUUUAGCAUACUCGUCUAAAAUUUGACCUCUAGUAAAAGUUGAUAGCUGGGAAUGUAGUAGUAGUAGUAGUAGUAGUAGUAGCAGUAGCAGUAAUAGUAGUAGUAGUAGUAACAGUAGUAGUAGCUGUGGUAUUAGUAAUCCAUAAAUAGUCCAAAAAAAUUGUUCCCCAAAUUCACCUUUUUCUGAGUCCACACAGCUGUUGUCUCUGUUUCUCCUCCUGAUGCGAGCACUAAUGAGACCGUAUUGGCUAUACAGGCAGCGCCACACGUGGCCACUCAGUGAACUGUCAAAGCAGUCCUAGAGUGCGUCUGAGGCUGCCUCAAAGAUACAAGGCCUUGGUGCCGCCACCACUCCAAGCCAACGACUGCACACACUUUACUCCUACCCGAUUUCCUGUCUCUACUAUUUGACAUGGAGAAAAACUGAAAUCGGGUAGGAGUGAAGUGUGUGCAAUCAUCGGCUUGGGGAGACGACGGCAUCACGGCCGUGUAUCCCUGAGACAGCCUCAGACGCACUCUAGUCUAUAACUUGAACUCUGUGAAAUUCAGCUUAGAGUUGAGUGGCCACAUGUGGCGCUGCCUGUAUAGCCAAUACGGUCCAUUGGAGAGCCGUGUGAGUACCUACAGAUUGGAGGACGAACGCACCGUGACCUGUCGCAGCAUUUUCCCGAGUUUCCGACGAGCCCCAUUUGUGUAUCGAAGAAGCAUUUAUUCAGCAGUGUUUUGGUUACCUGUUCAACUGACCUCGUGUGUUCAGACUGUGUGCGUUAUGUUAUUAUUAUUAUUAUUAUUAUUAUUAUUAUUAUUAUUAUUAUUAUUAUUAUUAUUAUUAUUAUUAUUAUUAUUAUUAUUUGUGUGUGAGUUACUGGGUGGAAAAUGCAACUACGGAAGCCUAUGAGAGAGGGAGACAAGACUUUUGGGUCUGUGUGUUUAACUGUGUGUGUCUGAGAGAGUAUUGAGAAGAAAAAAAGAAAAAGAAGAAGAAGAAGAAGAAGAAGAAGGAGGAGGAGGAGGAGGUCUGUGAGUGUGUGAACUGAAAAUAUUUUCCAAGAAAUCCAGAAACAGAACGAGAUAGUCGGCACUGAAGUGGUUUGGACAUGUGCAGAGGAGAGAGGCUGAGUAUAAUAUUAGGAGAAAGGAUGCUGGAGAUGAGGCUGCCAGGGAAGAAGAAAAACUGACAAGCAAGGAAAUACACAAGGACAUGAGAACAUAAGGAGAUUGAUGUAAAAAAUGGUCCUGAAACGCGUGGGAAAACGGACCAGAAAAAGAUGGUCAGAGAGGGAAAAAAAGCAGAAAAGGUGUAAAAAGGGAUGGAAAAAAGCAGAAAAGGUGUAAAAAGGGAUGGAAAAAAGCAGAAAAGGUGUAAAAAGGGAUGGAAAAAAGCAGAAAAGGUGUAAAAAGGGAUGGAAAAAGAGGUAGAGAAAAUAAGAAACAAGCAGAAAAGGGUCAGAAAAACAUGAAAUAGAGGAAGAGAGAAUGAUGCUGGAGAUGAAGCUGGCAGAAAAAAGGCAGAACUAGGAAGACCAGA